Molecule: messenger RNA, 1862 nt
Organism: Capsella rubella
Lineage: Eukaryota; Viridiplantae; Streptophyta; Magnoliopsida; Brassicales; Brassicaceae
Product: uridine kinase-like protein 2, chloroplastic
Exons: 14
Coding region: 162-1613 (483 amino acids)
Cellular component (GO): chloroplast; cytoplasm
Molecular function (GO): ATP binding; kinase activity
Source: RefSeq, a predicted model, not a curated record
GGGAGCGAGAGAGAGGACAAGUGGGAUUGCUGCUGAAUUGUGCAGAGAUCGUCGUCGUCACUGAUCACUUACGAAUCCUUCUUCUUAUAUUUUCCCUAAAUCGUCUUCUUCUUCUCCGGAGACCAAAUCGGGAUUUUUAUUCGCCGUGGAAUUAAAAAAAAAUGCCGGAAGAUUCAACGUCGAUUGACUAUGUCAUGGAGAAGGCAUCGGGGCCUCACUUCUCCGGUCUUCGCCUCGACGGUCUUCUCUCUUCUCCGUCGAAAUCAUCCGUCUCUUCUCCUUCUCACUUCCGUUUGAGUAAUUCAUCUUUUUCGGCUACCGACGAUCCCGCCGCUCCUAAUCAGCCCUUCGUUAUCGGAGUUACUGGUGGUACUGCUUCUGGUAAGACGACGGUAUGUGACAUGAUUAUACAGCAACUUCAUGAUCAUCGCAUUGUUCUAGUUAACCAGGAUUCCUUUUACCGUGGUCUGACAUCUGAAGAACAGGAGCAUGCACAAGAAUACAAUUUCGAUCAUCCUGAUGCCUUUGAUACUGAGCAGCUUUUGCAUUGCAUUAACACACUCAAGAGUGGGCAACCUUAUCAAAUUCCAAUUUACGACUUCAAGACCCAUCAACGUAAAUUAGAUGCGUUCCGUCAGGUCAAUGCUUGUGAUGUCAUUAUUUUGGAAGGGAUUCUGGUUUUCCAUGACUCACGAGUUCGGGACCUGAUGAAUAUGAAGAUCUUCGUUGACACAGAUGCUGAUGUGAGGCUUGCUCGCAGAAUCAGGCGUGACACAGUUGAGAGGGGUAGGGAUGUUGAUUCUGUGCUUGAACAGUAUGCAAAGUUUGUGAAGCCUGCGUUUGAUGAUUUUGUGCUCCCCUCAAAGAAAUAUGCUGAUGUGAUCAUUCCCAGAGGAGGUGACAAUCACGUUGCAGUUGAUUUGAUUGUGCAACAUAUUCACACAAAACUUGGGCAACAUGAUCUCUGCAAAAUCUACCCAAAUGUUUUUGUUAUCGAAUCAACAUUUCAGAUAAGAGGCAUGCAUACACUUAUUCGAGAGAAGGACAUAUCAAAACAUGACUUUGUUUUUUACUCUGAUCGCCUCAUUCGUUUGGUUGUGGAGCAUGGUCUUGGCCAUUUGCCAUUUACUGAGAAACAAGUAGUUACUCCAACAGGAUCUGUGUAUAGCGGUGUUGAUUUCUGCAAGAAACUCUGUGGGGUCUCAGUCAUUCGAAGUGGUGAAAGCAUGGAAAACGCAUUACGCGCAUGUUGCAAAGGUAUUAAGAUAGGGAAGAUUCUCAUCCAUCGUGACGGCGACAAUGGAAUGCAGCUUAUAUAUGAGAAGCUUCCAAGUGAUAUUUCUGAGCGUCAUGUCCUGCUUCUAGAUCCCGUUUUAGGCACAGGUAACUCUGCAAAUCAGGCUAUAGAACUACUCAUACAGAAAGGAGUACCUGAAGCCCACAUUAUAUUCCUCAACCUCAUCUCGGCGCCAGAAGGAAUCCAUUGCGUUUGCAAACGGUUUCCAAAGUUGAAGAUAGUGACGUCAGAAAUAGAUCAGUGUCUGAACGAAGAGUUCCGGGUUAUACCAGGCUUGGGUGAGUUUGGUGAUCGCUACUUUGGUACUGACGAGUAGAAGAAGUACCAAAGUGUGUUUGUCAAAUGGUUAUUGUGUGUGUGAAUGGGAAGUGUUGAUCUUUGUCCAAAGAUUCUUCACGGACUUCGUUUUCUAUUUUUUUUUUGUUUCCUCUGCUGGGAAGCUUCUCGGUUACUUAGUUCAUAUCCGACGCUAUUUCACUAACAACAUUAGCAUAGCUUUUGUUAAGAACCAUUUGUGUUUCCACAAGAAACCUUCGAAAUUUCAUAAAAUGUUCAUUUUUACACU